Messenger RNA from Hippocampus zosterae (dwarf seahorse), 1371 nucleotides. RefSeq names its product small integral membrane protein 26-like. Lineage: Eukaryota; Metazoa; Chordata; Actinopteri; Syngnathiformes; Syngnathidae. The transcript is spliced from 2 exons. The coding region runs from base 118 to 420 and encodes 100 amino acids. The record is from RefSeq and is a predicted model, not a curated record. Gene Ontology annotation, cellular component: mitochondrion.
CUGCCCAUGCCGAGUGUGUACUUCCGUUUUGAGGUGUCAUGGCUGCGCCCUGUUCGCGUUAGGUCAAGCUAGCUGAACACAUUUGCCUCCCACAACGCUGCUCUUUCGAGUGCAGGAAUGACGUUGAAAGAUGCUAGGAAGUGGAACCGAUGUGUAUCUACGGUUUACGUCCUGGGUGUGUGGACGAUGCUCGGCUCCGUUGCAUAUUUGUAUUACACGGGUCGUUUCAAAAAUAGCACAGACUCGGCUCAAAAUGAAGAGGCAAAAGCAAGAGUACCGAAGAAUCCAAAUGAAUUUAUCUACCAGACGCCUCACAACAAAACUAUCGUCGUCUACAAAAAAGACUUUGUUCCAUACACAACAAGGAUCUACAAUUUCGUGCAGUCCUUCACCGGUGGUUCUGGGACUGCAGACAAAUGAAAUUAAAAAUGGACAAUGUGGACGAGUAUUAAGGACACACUAUGAUGCCGUACAAAUCAAUACAUUUGUAUGAGGGUGAACUCCAGUCAACUAAGUACAACUCCAAGAAAGCUACCAUCUGCUUUUGGGUUGUCAUGUCAUUUCCUAAAAAAAGGGAAUAUUAUUCUCGAUACCUUGGUUCACAGUUGUGAAAUAAAUUGUGCUCAAAUACACAUUACAUGGCAUCAAUAAAAAAGGCAGUGUCUUCUAUUGUACAUGGACAAAACAUUUUUUAUGUUGCUGUUGAGGGAAAAUAGUUCAUUUAAAUUCAUACUGAAAAUUAAUUUUCUACUGAUUAAAAAUUCAUCGAUUAGAUGGUCAGUAUUUGGUGGACAAUAUUCAAAGUCAUAAUUUUCUCCCACACAGAUAUCAGUCAUGAUCCCAACUUAUCAUUUUAUGUGGUCUGUGAACAUUUAGCAUACUCUGUAUUUUCCUUGAAUUCUGUUCAAAACUAUCCAUCCAUCCAUUAUGUGAACAGAUUUAUCCUCAGGAGGGUGACGGGUGUGCUGGAGCCUAUCCAAGCUGAUUUUGGGGAUGAGGUGGGGUACACCCAGACAAUUGCAGGGCACACAUAGACAAAGAAGAACCAAUUACAGUCACAAUCUCAUUAAAGGACAAUUUAGACUGUUCAGUUAACCAACUGUACAUGUUUUUAGAUUAUGAAGGAAACCAGAGUACCCGAAGAAAGCCCAUGCAGCAGGAACAUGUAAACUACACCCAGGAGGUCUGGUGGCCAGAAUCGAACCCAUGACCUCUGCACUGUGAGAUGGACCCGCCCAAAUAUUAUAAGCUUUUGCCACGCCGCGGGUGCUUUGCAAGCCACGUGUGUAAAUGCAUUACUUAACUUUUGGGCGAGCAGAUGUCAUGGCUGUUUCAUAUUAAAUGUGAAUAAAUAUUUCUGUUGACACAAAA